Molecule: messenger RNA, 768 nt
Organism: Nicotiana tabacum (common tobacco)
Lineage: Eukaryota; Viridiplantae; Streptophyta; Magnoliopsida; Solanales; Solanaceae
Biological process (GO): mitochondrial translation
Cellular component (GO): ribosome; mitochondrial large ribosomal subunit
Molecular function (GO): structural constituent of ribosome
Source: RefSeq, a predicted model, not a curated record
CUAAAGCCCACGCACAUUUUAGGCCCAACCCACAGUUUUACCCUCUUUCCCUAGACUGACUAUUCGAGACGCCAUUGCUGAGAGUUCCGUAUCACUCUACACGACUGCAAUCUGCACAUCUCCGAAUUCGUAAAUCAAAAGAAUCAUGGGAAGUCGAUUAGGAAGAAGAGUUGUAAACUUCGCUAAUCUUCCGAUUAAGCUUCUCAUGCCUUCUUCUUUCUCCAACAUCACUGAGAUCUCCCUCAAAACCAUCCCCUCUGCUUCCAAGAUUGAGAUAAAGAGGGUAUUGGAGUCAUUGUACGGCUUUGAAGUUGAAAAGGUCCAAACUUUAAACAUGGAUGGAAAGAAGAAGAAGAGAGGUGGACUAUUAAUUGCUAAACCAGACUACAAAAAAGCUUAUGUUACACUUAAGAACCCUUUGUCUAUAUCGAGGGAUCUUUAUCCUAUACGAAUGAUCGAAGAGGAAAAGAAAAAUAUGAGCAAGAAAUCUAAGUCUAGCAUUGUUGAUGAUGAGCCUAAGAAGAUGCAUUGGCUUGACGAGAAGAGAGACAUGAGGAGUAGUUCAGAGAGGAGAUUCAGUCGUGGUCGUGAUCGUGAACAUGGUGGAGAACGUUCUUCAGAUGUUGGUGCUGCAGCAGCAAAGUUCCCUUGGAGUAGUACGAGGUCUUAUGCUCCUAGGUAGAUCAUCUAUUUUCUUUGGAAUAAUUUGAAUUUUCUUGGAAAUGUUGCUAGUUUAAUUCUGAAAAGCUAUAUGGAGUUUUAUGGUUU